Messenger RNA from Mandrillus leucophaeus (drill), 2171 nucleotides. RefSeq names its product coenzyme Q9 (gene COQ9). Gene Ontology annotation, molecular function: lipid binding. Gene Ontology annotation, biological process: ubiquinone biosynthetic process. The transcript has 8 exons. Gene Ontology annotation, cellular component: mitochondrial inner membrane. Bases 69 to 1136 code for a protein of 355 amino acids. Lineage: Eukaryota; Metazoa; Chordata; Mammalia; Primates; Cercopithecidae. The record is from RefSeq and is a predicted model, not a curated record.
CGCUCUCCUAGGGCAGUGGUCCCGACGCUGCCCGUCGCGUCGCCGUGGGCGACGUGCCCGCUUCCAAAAUGGCGACGGCGGCGGCCGUGUCUGGUGCGCUUGGCCGGGCGGGCUGGAAGCUUCUGCAGUUGCGGUGCCUGCCCGUGACCCGUUGCCGACCAGCCCUGGUGCCACGUGCCUUCCAUGCUUCAGCUAUGGGGCUAAGGUCUUCAGAUGAGCAGAAGCAGCAGCCUCCCCCUUCAUUUUCUCAGCAGCAUUCUGAGACACAGGGGGCAGAAAAACCUGAUCCAGAGUCUUCUCAUCCACCCCCCAGGUAUACAGACCAGGGCGGCGAGGAGGAGGAGGGCUAUGAAAGUGAGGAGCAGCUGCAGGACCGCAUCCUGACGGCAGCCCUGGAGUUCGUGCCCACCCACGGGUGGACAGCAGAGGCGAUUGCAGAAGGAGCCCAGUCUCUAGGUCUCUCCAGUGCAGCAGCCAGCAUAUUUGGGAAGGAUGGCAGUGAACUAAUACUGCAUUUUGUGACCGAGUGCAAUGCCCGGCUCACACGCGUGCUGGAAGAGGAGCAGAAGCUGGUACAGUUGGGCCAGGCAGAGAAGAAGAAGACAGACCAGUUCCUGAGGGAUGCAGUGGAAACCAGACUGAGAAUGCUGAUCCCAUACAUUGAGCACUGGCCCCGGGCCCUCAGCGUCCUCAUGCUCCCUCACAACAUCCCGUCCAGCCUGAGCCUGCUCACCAGCAUGGUGGAUGACAUGUGGCAUUACGCUGGGGACCAGUCCACUGAUUUUAACUGGUACACCCGCCGAGCCAUGCUGGCUGGCAUCUACAACACGACAGAGCUGGUGAUGAUGCAGGACUCCUCUCCAGACUUUGAGGACACUUGGCGCUUCCUGGAAAACCGGAUUAAUGAUGCAAUGAACAUGGGCCACACUGCCAAGCAGGUAAAGUCCACAGGAGAGGCACUGGUGCAAGGACUCAUGGGUGCAGCGGUAACGGUGAGUACUGCCCAGCACAUCCCUGCCCCUCCUCUCUCCCACUCCAGCCCUGUGAUAUAUGUGUUACUGACUUCACAUCAUUUUGUAGCCCUAACCUGGAAACCUAAUAAUCUAAUAAUAAGGCUGACAGUGGUUCAGCCCUAGUGUCUUGAUUCCAAAAACCCCACUUCUUUAUUUUUUCCUCUUAUCAGGAGAUAUCACUGACUCCUGGGACCCUGGUAUAUCAAGUCUCUGUAUCAUAGCUGCACCUGCCACCUUGCAAACCUGGAUCUUGGCCAGGUGCGGUGGCUCAUGCAUAUCAUCUCAGUACUUUGGGAAGAUUGCUUGAGCCCAGGAGUUUGAGGCCAGUCUGGGCAUCAUGGCAAAACCCUGCCUCUAUGCAAAAAAAAAAAAAAAGAAAAAGAAAAAGAAAAGCUACAUCUUUUCUAUUAGAGUUUAUAGGCAGGGUAAGCCCUCACUAUGCUUUUUGUUUCCAUUCCCGUGUCAGCUCAAGAACUUGACAGGUCUAAACCAGCGUCGGUGAGAGGAAAGGGUGUAAGCUACAAUGCCUAGAAGAGAAUGAGUGGACAGAUUGAAAGAGCUUUGAAAAGUAUGAGGUGCCAUCCGUGUAACCUGGUGUUCAUGAGAACACACUAAAGGACUCCUGAGACACUACCACAGCCACCUGGAAACCACAAGGCAUUUGAUGCUACCGUUCUGGUCAGGGAUUGGGCCGCUUCUUCAGUUCCUAAUACCAGACCAAGCCUCCUGAUGCCUUUCUGCACUGCAAUUGUGUGAUUGAAAAAUGAGAUGUUCAUCCAAGCAGUCAAGCCACAGAAACCCAGCAUGUCCCUGUCACGAUCUCAUGGGCACCUUGAUCAUGUCUUAACCUUCCAUUAACCUUGGGGCUCCCAAGCCAGAGUCAAGGUGACGCAUGCCUCAUGCCACCUCAAGGUGACAGCUCAUCCCCAGCACAGCACAGGCGUGUGCACACAGAGGUGUUCCUUGCACCCCCCUCCCUCUCAGGUGUCCUGAGAUGCUACUCCUGGGAAACCCCUCAGAAAACUGCCUCACCUGAGACAAGUGCCUGCUGGACAGAGGUGUGAUCCCAGGCCUGGUGUCAUAUGACACCAGCAUGCAUCGCAGGAUUAUUAGUGUAUUUUGAGUCUAAAAAUAAUAAAUAUGUUUGAAGUAGUUUCC